Moneuplotes crassus is the source of this 1128-nucleotide messenger RNA. Lineage: Eukaryota; Ciliophora; Spirotrichea; Euplotida; Euplotidae. The record is from the annotation of a GenBank genome assembly.
GACUGAAGAAUAAUAUAUUAAAUUUAUGGAGAAAUCAAAGAUGAGCCUUAAAAGCGGCAUGAAGUCAAACUUGAACAGAAAGGCUCGAGAAUUUAAGCCAAAGGCGAAGACUGGAGUUCCUUCAGGAGGCCCUUCUUUGCCUCCUCCUAUGGUGGCUCAGACUCCUCCUAUUGUUGGUCCAGGAAUGCCACCUAUUGUUACAGCUCUUGGACAAAGUGCCAAAAUAGUGCUUCCUUCACAAGCUCCUAUUGCUGCCCCUCCUACUGCUGCUCCUACUGCAGUCCCUCCAUCAAUGAAGACUGCUUUUCCACCAGGUAUGGAAUGAAAAUUUGAGAAUGGAAAACUAAUAAUCCCUGAUGCUGUCCCAACAGGUCUUAGGAAAAUGCUAGAACAAGCUCAAGAAGAAGGGAAAUUUGAUGAGAUGAUAAUGGCGAGUUUGGGGAAAACUAGACCAAAACCUGCCCAAGAAGAGUACUACCUAACACCAGAGGAAGAGAUGAUGGCUGAGCAGUUCCUUCUUGAACAACAAGCAAUGGAGCCUUGUCCCUUCUUCCUUCAAGGAAACUGUAAAUUUGGAUCUUCUUGUGAUUUGUUCCAUCCAAUUGGUAUGGAAGACAUCACAGGAAGUAUUGACUUUGAAGGCGAUCAAGAAUGAUGCAUCUGUAAUGAAAUGAUUCUUGCUAAUAAUAGACAAUUUGGAUUAUUAGAUGGAUGCCAACACGCCUUCUGUUUAGAGUGUAUUAGAAAUUGGAGAGCUACUUAUAUUAAAAGAAUGAGCAAGGAACAAAUGAGAGCUUGCCCGCUCUGAAGACAAACCUCUUACCUUGUAAUCCCAAGCAAAGUUUACAUUCCCAGUGGAGACACAAAGACACACCUAAUUGAAGAGUAUCAGUCAGUAUUGAGCGAUAUCCCAUGCAGACAUUUCAAUUAUGGUAAAGGAGAAUGUCCAUUCCUUAAUAGUUGAUUCUAUGCUCAUUAUACCAAGGAUGGAAAGAAGUUCGAUUACUCUAUCAAGGCCAAAUACUUAAAUGAAGAUGGAGAAAUUGUCACCGAAAAAGAAGAUGAGCAAUGUACCUUAGCUGACUUAAUUGGGUUGUAAUAAUUUAACUAUUAAUUGGAACUUAAAAU